AUGCUUCCUCGAGGAGUACCCCCUUAUCCGGGCCCCCUCUCGAUGACGCCCGAACAACAUUAUCAGUUGGUGGAGGCGCGCGCGUUGAUUACGGAGGGGGGCGAUCGCAUUCUGUUCGAAGAGGAUAUUACGCUGAAUGUGGAUUUUGGGACGGGCGUGGAGGAGAGACAUGUGGAGGGAUGUGUGGUGGAGAGGGGUGAGAAGGAGGAGGGUGGUGAAACUGUUUGUGCGGAUGAGAAGAGAGAUGAUGAUCAUGAUGGAGAAUCUUUGUUUGUCGGCACGGGAAAAAUGUCACAGCGGGUUCUAGCACAGCCAGUACCCUCGACCGUCUCGAGCAUGUCGACCGUUCAGGCGGAUGACUUGGAAAAGCGCAAUGCUUCUCUGGGGCUGGAUGAUGAGUACCAAGUAAGUGAAACGGAUGGUUCGGAAGAAAUUGAACUUGAUUCGUCGGGAGUUGUAAUUGCUUACGAGCAUGCGCCUUCUCUAUUAUUUCGUUCUGUGGAAAAUGUUUCGCGUGAGAGAGGAAGGAGUGUUGGUCAAGAUUUACACGCAACUUGGAAUUCGCAGGUCGAGAAUAAGGAUUGCAGGUCUGAUAAGGCUAAAGGCGAAGUAGCAAGAAGUCUUUCCAAGGGAAGUCUAUCAAUCGAUAGAAGCAGAGAUAAAGAAAGAGGAAGCGACGACAGUGUAGGGUCUGGAACAAGCAAGGCAUGGAACUUUACUCGGAGUCUCAGCAGACGGAGUAAUAACUCGGGACAUUCAUCACAGACAAUCCGACCUACAAAAGAUGACCACGUCAUGCUUGGAGCGCAAAUGGACGGGAGUGAAUCUCCAGACCAACAUUCUUCUUUCGAGGAAGGCGAAAGUCUCAACAUGAGUUUUCAAGGCGAUGAGGAUAUCAUGGAACCGAGAGAUGGCGCACGACCAUUCAUUGGCCCGCGCCGCAAUCCCGAGAUCCACGAUUUCCCCAGAUUCGACCCCAAACAAUUUACUCCGAGUAAGAAUACGCACGCGCCUUUCGAUAAAUCAAAGUCAAGGAGAAGAUCAGGCUCGGAAUCCGACGUUUCGACUCUGGGGCCGCAGGAAGCGCGCUCUCGCUCUCGCUCUCCUUCUCUACGAUCCCGGCACUACAGUUCCCGCGGCUCGUUCUCGCUCAAUUGGGAUAAUAUUUCUUCGGAUACCGUGUACCAUAAGCAUGCGCGACGCUUCUAUCAGAAUCCGGCGGCAUACGGUGCGGAGAUCCCGGGGUAUAAUCCCGAGACGGAUAAUCCGUAUUUGGCGUAUGAUCGGUAUCAGGAAGUGAGUGAGUGGGCGGAUAGUACCGAGGAAGCGGAUCCUGAUCAUGUUGUUGCGUUGACGACGAGGGAAUUGAAGAGAUUGUGUGGGGCGGAGAUUCGGGUUCCUUUUGAUUUUAUUCCCGAGGGGUAUGUUAAUCCUCCUACUUCGAAGGCGGGAAGUGUGGUGGGUGAUGAUGGGGAUGUUGUUUCGAUUGUGGAGAUGGAAGAAGAAGAAGAAGAAGAAGAUGAUGAUGAUGAUGACGAACUGGGAUCGGAACCGAGACAUAAAAAUUUGGUUGAUCUGGGAAUGCCGGGAUGGGCUCAUGAAUGGGAAGAUAUGACGAAGAUGCAGAGACAUUUUCAUAUUGUUGCAGCGGGAGAUUGGAGAAUGGGCCCGGCGUUUGAUGUUAAGAGUAAUUAUUCGGAUUAUUUUGGGGUGCCGUUGUUUGAACCGAAUGAUGUUGGUCUGAAUGGGGUUAAUAUGAGAGAGGUGCGUGGAUUGGAGAUUCCGGGCUUGAAGGAAUUGGAGUUGAGGUUUCGAUUGGAGGGUUGUGAGGGAGAGGAUGAUGGGUGUGUGGAGAGAGGUCAGCGGAGAUGUUCUGAUGAGGAUGUCACGACUGGAAGUCCGACGGAAUAUGAUAGUGAUGGCUUUCUAUACGAUGAUUACAACGGUGGAGAGGGUACGGGAAAUUCUGAUCCGACAGAAUCCACAGGUUCCGAGGCGGAUCGAUUCUCUCGCCGUCCUUCUGAGGUUUCUCUGAGCAAUAGAUCUGGCGAUGGAUCUGAAGAAGGAGAUUAUGCGGGUUCGAUUGUUGAAGGAUAUGACAUCACUGAUGAUCAUCGCACUGGCGCCAACACCAACAUACGCACCAGUGAUAGUUUCCGAGGACGCAUGGCACGUAGCUAUACCUUCAACAGCAGAUUCAGUCAAGACAUUUUAGCGCCACCAAAUGCAGAGAGUCUCGUCAGCGAAGAACCAUACGAUACCGACGAUGACGAAGACUACGAAAGCGAUGAUGGAGUAUCUGUCAAUUACUCUUUUGGUAAUUCCUCAUACCAUGGUACGGAGUGUCAAGAAGAUUACGCAAUCGGUACAUCGAAAUUCGCACCCCACGCAUUCCAACUCUACCCUCCGUACGAAGUAGCUAAUGAUUGUACGACCAUUGGUAUUGCGCCUUCGGAAAGAAAAAAUGCGCGUCCUGCGUCCUGGGAUGCGGAUUUUAUGGAAGAUAUACUCGGCUAUUCCGCCCACGAAGAAACCCAUAAACCUCACGAUCCGACUGCGGAAAUGGUGAUAAUGAGUUAUUUGGAUCCCGUUCCCACAUCCAGAAGAUCGUCAUCGAGAUCGAGAUCUUCGACAGGUUCAUUGACACCGGUGCCGUCGUCGACAAAGUCUGCGAAAGCCACGAAAUCUUUCGUUCCUACCGUAAAAUCACUUUCCCGAGCUUUCGGGAAGAAUCGAUCGCUCCCCCCAACCCCAGAAGACGCACCAUGCGAAACCUUCUCGAAAUCCGCAUCCAAAAGCGCCAGCUCCCUCCGCAAAUCCUCCCUCUCCACCGCCAACAUCGCCAAACUCAACAGCCACAAGCCCAAAGAAAAAUCCUCGCUCCCCAACCCCCCAGCCACAAAACCAAAAGCACACACUCCAAAACCCCCCUCUCCAAACCCCCCCUCAAACCCAAAUCCAAACCCCACCCCCUCCUCCGUCUCAAACCCCGCAAAUCCAAGAUCCCCGCCCCACCCAGCUCCACCUCCUCCAGCAACUCCAACACCUCCUACGUCGACCUCACGCGUUCCGGUUCCGCAUAUGCGGUGCCCCCCGCCCAAUCCCUCAUUCUCUAUCUGCACGGCCGCGGAUUAG
Molecule: messenger RNA, 3135 nt
Organism: Botrytis sinoallii
Lineage: Eukaryota; Fungi; Ascomycota; Leotiomycetes; Helotiales; Sclerotiniaceae
Exons: 3
Coding region: 1-3135 (1044 amino acids)
Source: RefSeq, a predicted model, not a curated record